CAACCAUUCAUAAAACAAAAAUUUAAAUAAGUAUGUGGAAAGUGACUGGGGAAGAGACUUGAUACCCAUGUCUGGCCUCCACAUGUGUGCAGCGCACAUAGAAAAGAACUCUGACUUGAAGCUGUUUCCCUCUUUACUGUGGUCCUUCAGGUGUAAAUUACCUGGGAUUUGCUGCAUAAUCAUGUGGUAUAAUGUAAAUAUGACUUUUGUAGGCUUAGAACCUUAAGUCCCUACAUCCUGUAACAUGGUUGAAAUAAUGACACUGGAAACUCUAGAAAAGUGACCCUUUCUAUUUUCAUAGCUGAUGACUGGUUUAAUUGAGAAGGCCUAUAAUGUGAUGCUUUGGGGCCUUCUCAUUGUUUGAGUAGUGUGAGGUAUGGUUCAGGCUGAAUCCUUAUAUUAGUAUACUCUCCUAGGAGCCAUGCGGGGCCAGCGAAGUCUGCUGUUGGGCCCAGCACGCCUCUGCCUGCGUCUCCUUCUGCUCCUGGGCUACCGGCGUCGAUGCCCACCUCUGCUCCGGGGCCUGGUACAGCGCUGGCGUUAUGGCAAGGUUUGCCUGCGCUCCCUGCUCUACAAUUCCUUUGGGGGCAGUGACACUGCUGUCGAUGCUGCCUUUGAGCCUAUCUACUGGCUGGUGGACAAUGUGAUCCGCUGGUUUGGAGUGGUGUUUGUGGUGCUGGUGAUCGUGCUGACCGGGUCCAUUGUGGCCAUUGCUUAUCUGUGUGUCCUACCCCUCAUCCUGCGAACCUACUCGGUACCACGGCUCUGCUGGCAUUUCUUCUACAGUCACUGGAAUCUGAUCCUCAUCGUCUUCCAUUACUAUCAGGCCAUCACCACUCCUCCUGGAUACCCACCCCAGGGCAGGAAUGACAUUGCUACUGUCUCCAUCUGUAAGAAGUGCAUUUACCCUAAGCCAGCGCGAACACACCACUGCAGCAUCUGUAAUAGGUGUGUGCUGAAGAUGGAUCACCACUGCCCCUGGCUAAACAAUUGCGUGGGCCACUAUAACCAUCGCUACUUCUUCUCUUUCUGCUUUUUCAUGACUCUGGGCUGUGUCUACUGUAGCUACGGAAGUUGGGACCUUUUCCGGGAGGCUUAUGCUGCCAUCGAGAAAAUGAAACAGCUUGACAAGAACAAACUACAGGCGAUUGCCAACCAGACAUACCACCAGACUCCACCACCUACCUUCUCCUUUCGAGAAAGGAUUACUCACAAGAGUCUUGUCUACCUCUGGUUCCUGUGCAGUUCUGUGGCCCUGGCCCUGGGUGCCCUAACCAUGUGGCAUGCUGUUCUCAUCAGCCGGGGUGAGACUAGCAUCGAAAGGCAUAUCAACAAGAAGGAGAGACGCCGGUUACAGGCCAAGGGCAGAGUAUUUAGGAAUCCUUACAACUACGGCUGCUUGGACAACUGGAAGGUGUUCCUAGGUGUGGACACAGGAAGGCAUUGGCUGACCCGGGUGCUGUUACCUUCUAGUCACCUGCCCCAUGGGAAUGGGAUGAGCUGGGAUCCUCCUCCCUGGGUGACUGCUCACUCAGCCUCUGUGAUGGCCGUGUAAGCCACAACUUGAACAUUGUUCGAUGUUUAUCGUCUCUCAAGAGCUUCCAAGGGCAGCUUUUCCUGGAAUCCAUGACCAUAAGAGCCAUUAGGCUGCCUUAGAGUACUACACAGGGACAAUCAAGAGCAAUCUUCUGCCACCUCAGAGCAAGAUGCAGUGUGGAGAAACUCAAUGAUUGAAGUCCCUUUACUCAGGCAAAUAAGUUUUAGCCCCAGACUAGGAGUCAGGUAAUGAGCUCUAGGUCACAGCACUGGGGCUAGACACCGUUUCUUUGACUUUGGGAAAAGAUCCAUCAGGUGUGUUCUGGCUUCUCAAUGGGAUAAAGAACCUAAGCCUAUUGCCAAGGUCACUGCCAUUUCUCACGUGCUACGGAAGGAGCGAAAAUAAAGGCAUUUGAUUUGUAAA
Rattus rattus (black rat) is the source of this 1960-nucleotide messenger RNA. It is a transcript of the gene Zdhhc16, whose product is annotated as zinc finger DHHC-type palmitoyltransferase 16. Gene Ontology annotation, biological process: protein palmitoylation. Gene Ontology annotation, molecular function: palmitoyltransferase activity. Bases 422 to 1555 code for a protein of 377 amino acids. The record is from RefSeq and is a predicted model, not a curated record. NCBI's taxonomy places the organism in Eukaryota, Metazoa, Chordata, Mammalia, Rodentia, Muridae. Gene Ontology annotation, cellular component: Golgi apparatus. The transcript is spliced from 10 exons.